Molecule: messenger RNA, 2366 nt
Organism: Magnolia sinica
Lineage: Eukaryota; Viridiplantae; Streptophyta; Magnoliopsida; Magnoliales; Magnoliaceae
Product: pentatricopeptide repeat-containing protein At3g22690-like
Exons: 1
Coding region: 50-2215 (721 amino acids)
Biological process (GO): RNA modification
Molecular function (GO): RNA binding; protein binding
Source: RefSeq, a predicted model, not a curated record
ACAUUUAUAGCCGUUGUACAUAACCUUAUUGAUAUACUGAACAAGACACAUGCCCUAUCUCUAUUUUCAACCCAAAGUAACACCCAGAACCAGAAUACAAUGGGCCCCACCACCAUCAUCAACCCAUCAGAAGAUCAUCGCCCUUCUCAAACACUGCUCCGAAAUAGAGGAAUUGAAUCAAAUCCACUCCCAAAUGAUCAGAACUGGGCUAAUCCAAGACACCCUUUUGGCGAGCCAAAUCAUUGCUUUCUUCACCAUUCCUUCUGCCCAUUUCGACGUGGACUAUGCACAACGUAUUUUUGAUCAAGUUCUCCACCCGAACGUGUUCAUGUGGAACUCCAUGAUCAGGGGUUACACACAAAAUCAUGCCCCCAAAAAGGCGCUUAUCCUCUAUAAACAGAUGCUCGGCAGAGCAUUUUCUCCUGAUAAUUACACUUUCCCUAUUGUAACAAAAGUUUGUUCUCAUCUUCGAGUGCUUGAGUUGGGCGAAAUGCUUCAUGGGCAGAUUUUAAAAUGUGGGUUUGAAUCGGAUAUGUUUAUUAUGUCCGGAAUUGUCAAUUUCUAUGCAAGUUGUGCAAGAAUUGAAGUCGCAAGAAAGCUCUUUGAUGAAAUGCCUGAAAGAGAUGUGGUUUCAUGGACAACAAUGGUAUCUGGCUAUGCGCAGUCGAACCAUCCCGAGGAGGCCUUCCUCUUGUUUAAUGAGAUGAGAAUGGAAGGUGUUGAGCCAAACAAGGUCACUGUCAUGAGCCUGCUCUCAGCCUGCGGGCAGCUGCAAGCUCUCGACAGAGGCCAGUGGAUUCACUCGUACAUUUUAGAAAAUAACAUAGAGUGUGAUAUGCAUGUCAAAAAUUCACUCAUGAACAUGUAUGCUAAGUGCGGAAGUAUGUCAACCGCGGUCAGGAUUUUUAGGAACAUGCCCACAAGAAAUACAGUCUCAUGGAAUGUUUUGAUCAGUGGGUAUGCUCAAAGUGGCUGCUCUAUCGAGGCUCUGGCACUGUUUCGGGAAAUGGAGGGCUCGGAUAUAAGACCAAAUGAGAUUACGAUGGUAAGCACAUUGUUGGCAUGUGCACAACUAGGUGAUCUUCGAAAGGGAAAGCUUCUUCAUGCUUAUAUUAAGGAACGAAUGAUUGACUGUGACAUCUUUGUCGGAAAUGCUUUGAUCAACAUGUAUGCAAAGUGUGGAGGUCUAGAGGAAGCUACACGCGUGUUUCAUGAAAUGCCUGCAAGAGAUGUUUUCUCGUGGACAGCUAUGAUAACUGGCUAUGUUCACGGAAGCUGGUUCAAAGAGGCCUUGGCCCUUUUUCAAGAGAUGCAGCUUUUGAGAGUUGAACCUAAUGAAGUGACUCUGGUGGGCUUGUUAUCAGCUUGUUCACAGCUGGGGGCCUUGGAUCAAGGAAAAUGGAUUCAUACUUACAUAGAAGGAAACAAUGUGAAACAAGAUGUAUGCCUAGGAAAUGCACUGGUCGAUAUGUAUGCCAAGUGUGGGUGCAUCAAAACUGCAUUACGGGUAUUCCACAGCAUGCCUCAUCGAGAUACAUUUUCAUGGAAUGCGAUCAUUGGAAGCCUUGCCAUGCAUGGACAUGGAAGAGAAGCCCUUGAUCUCUUCAGCCAAAUGCAAAGGAUGGGUGACAUGAGACCUGAUGGUGUCACUCUUUUGGCAGUUCUUUCUGCAUGUACCCAUUCAGGCAUGGUUCAUGAAGGGUACAGUUACUUCAAUUCCAUGUCUAGCUUGUAUGGUAUCACCCCAAGGAUUGAGCACUAUGGAUGUAUGGUGGACCUCCUCAGCAGAGCAGGUCUUGUGGAAGAAGCAAAUGAUUUCAUUGAGAAAAUGCCAUUGGAACCUAAUCCUGUUAUCUGGGGGUCUCUCCUCGCUGCCUGUCGAGUGCAUUGUAAGGCCAGCCUUGGAGAGAAAGUUGCACGGCGCAUUCUUGAGCUAGCACCUGAUGAUGAGGGAGCACAUAUUCUCCUCUCUAAUAUAUAUGCUGAAGCAGGUAGAUGGGAUGAUGUUAGAGAAGUGAGAACCCUGAUGGGUGAUAGGGGAAUAGAAAAAUCCCCAGGAUUUAGUUCGAUUGAAGUUGACGGCAUUGUUCGUGAAUUCUUUGUCGGUGAUGUACUGGUCCAUGAACAUGAUCAGAUCUAUUUGGUUUUGGAUGGCCUCACACUUCAGUUAAAGCAGGCCAUUCAUGAGACCAGUCCAAGCUUCAUUUCAUGGUAAAACAGUUUAAUAUUGGUGCUUUAAAUAGCAGUUGAUUGAAGGGAAGACUUCACUAGACCCAUUUACAUCUUGCUUCUGGGGUUAAGUGUAGAUGGAUUUGAUAGUUCCAAUCGUUGCUAUUUGAUCAAACAAGAGAGAAUUUGUAACCAUA